AUGGAGCGCCCGGCCGCGGCGACAGCGUGGAUGCUGCUGCUGGCGAUAGUUGCCUACCUGGCGCCAGUCAGUGGCCAAGGAUGUGGCAGUGGGAAUUUCCGCUGUGACAAUGGAUACUGUAUCCCUGAAGCCUGGAGGUGUGACGGGACCAAAGACUGUUUGGAUGACACAGAUGAAAUUGGCUGUCCUCCCCGGUCCUGUGGAUCAGGCUUUUUCCGGUGUCCUGCCGAGGGGACCUGCAUCCCCUUCUCCUGGGUGUGUGACCAGGACCAGGACUGUUCAGAUGGCGCCGAUGAGCAACAGAAUUGCCCUGGGACCACGUGCUCAAGUCAGCAGAUGCCAUGCUCCAACGGUCAGUGUAUUCCCAGGGAGUACAGGUGUGACCACGUCAGCGACUGUCCCGACGGAUCCGAUGAGAGAAACUGCCGUUAUCCAACAUGUGAUCAGCUUACAUGUGCCAACGGAGCCUGCUAUAACACGAGCCAGAGGUGUGAUCAGAAGGUUGACUGUAGAGACUCCUCUGAUGAAGCUAACUGCACCGCACAGUGUUCACACAAGGAGUUUGAAUGUGGCAGUGGGGAGUGCAUCCUCCGCGCCUACGUCUGUGACCACGACAAUGACUGUGAAGAUAACAGCGAUGAGCACAAUUGCACCUAUAACACCUGCGGAGGCCAUCAGUUCACUUGCUCCAGUGGCCAGUGCAUCAAUCAGAACUGGGUCUGUGAUGGAGAUGAUGACUGCCAAGAUUCUAGUGAUGAAGACGAAUGUGAAAGUAAUCAGCGUCAUCAUUCGUGCUACCCGAGAGAAUGGCCUUGCCCAGGGUCUGGACGGUGCAUCUCCAUCGAUAAAGUUUGCGAUGGAGUUCCCGACUGCCCCAAUGGAGAAGAUGAAAACAACACCACGAGCGGAAGGCAAUGUGGCACGAGUCUCUGCUCGUUCUUAAACUGUGAGUACCAGUGCCACCAGACGCCAUUCGGAGGAGAAUGUUUUUGUCCCCUGAGUCACAUCAUCAACACCAAUGACAGCCGUACCUGCACCGAUUUUGAUGACUGCCAGAUAUGGGGAACUUGUGACCAGAAGUGUGAAAAUCGGCAAGGCCGUCACCAGUGUCUCUGUGAAGAAGGGUACGUCUUGGAGCGUGGACAGCACUGCAAAGCCAAUAACUCCUUCAGCGCAGCCUCCAUUAUCUUCUCCAAUGGUCGGGAUUUGCUAAUUGGAGAUCUUCAUGGAAGAAACUUCCGGAUUCUGGUAGAGUCUAAAAACCGUGGACAGGCUACGGGCGUGGAUUUUCACUAUCAAAAGCAAAGAGUCUUUUGGACAGACCCCAGGCAGGAUAAGGUUUUUUCCACUGACAUAAAUGGCUUAGAUACCCAAGAAAUUCUCAAUGUUUCUGUUGACACUCCAGAGAAUCUAGCUGUGGACUGGAUUAACAAUAAACUUUAUCUGGUAGAGACAAAAGUCAACCGCAUUGAUGUGGUCAACUUAGAUGGAAGUCAGCGUAUCACUCUCAUAACUGAAAACUUGGGGCGUCCUAGAGGAAUUGCCUUAGAUCCAACUGUGGGCUAUUUAUUUUUCUCAGAUUGGGCAAGCCUUUCUGGGCAACCCAAGUUGGAAAGAGCCUUCAUGGACGGCAGCAACCGGAAGGAUCUGGUCAAAACAAAAGUGGGGUGGCCUGCUGGGAUCACUCUGGAUCUAGUGUCCAGGAGGAUUUACUGGGUGGACUCUCGGUAUGACUACAUUGAAACGGUAACCUACGAUGGCAUUCAAAGGAAGACAGUAGCUCGUGGUGGCUCCGUUGUCCCUCAUCCCUUUGGAAUAAGCUUGUUUGAGGGACACGUGUUCUUUACUGAUUGGACAAAGCUGGCCGUGAUGAAAGCAAACAAGUUCACAGAGACCAGCCCUCAAGUGUACUACCAGUCUUCCCUGAGGCCUUACGGGGUGGCCGUUUACCACGCCCUCAGGCAGCCCAAUGCCAGCAAUCCGUGUGGAAGUAACAAUGGGGGCUGUGAACAGGUCUGUGUUCUGAGUCACAGGACAGAUAACGGCGGCCUGGGCUUCCGCUGCAAGUGUGAAUUCGGCUUUGAACUGCAUGCUGAUGAGCGCCACUGUGUUGCUGUUAGGAACUUCUUGCUCUUCUCAUCGCAAUCUGCUGUGCGAGGGAUCCCGUUUACCCUCUCCACCCAGGAAGACGUCAUGGUUCCCAUCACUGGGAGUCCUUCCUUCUUUGUUGGAAUUGAUUUUGAUGCCCAGUAUAACACCAUCUUUUUCUCUGAUUUAGCAAAGGACAUCAUUUAUAAACAAAAAAUUGAUGGCACAGGAAAAGAAGUGCUCACAGCAAACAGGUUGGGAAAUGUUGAGUGUCUGACCUUUGACUGGAUUUCAAGGAAUCUCUACUGGACAGACGGAGGGCUAAAGAGUGUCAGCGUCAUGAGGCUGGCUGAUAAGUCCCGGCGACAGAUAAUCAGCGACUUAAACACCCCGAGGUCCAUUGUGGUGCAUCCUACUGCUGGGUUUAUAUUCAUUAGUACUUGGCAACGUCCUGCUAAAAUCAUGAGAGCGUGGAGUGAUGGGUCUCGCCUAAUGUCUAUAGUCAACACUACUCUGGGGUUGCCCAAUGGUUUGGCCAUCGAUUGGAGUGCUUCAAGACUGUAUUGGGUAGAUGCCUUUUUUGAUAAAAUCGAGCACAGCACCUUCGAUGGUUUAGACAGAAAAAGACUGGACUCUGUAGCUCAGAUGACAUAUCCAUUCGGACUCACGGUUUUUAAAGAUAAUUUGUAUUUAACAGACUGGAGACUGGGCGCUAUUAUCCGAGUCAGGAAAUCAGAUGGUGGCGAUAUGGCAAUUAUUCGAAGUGGCAUCAGCAGCUUGAUGCAAGUGAAAGCAUACGAUGCGGACCUGCAGACUGGGUCUAACUACUGCAGCCAGCCCACCCAUCCCAACGGGGACUGCAGCCACUUCUGCUACCCAGCACCCAACUUCCAGAGGGUGUGUGGCUGCCCCUAUGGGAUGAAGCUUCAGAGCGAUCAAAGGACAUGUGAAGGCGACCCCAUCGGUGAGCCACCCACAGAGCAGUGUGGCUUCUUCUCUUUUGCCUGCGACAAUGGCAAGUGUGUGCCCGAUUUCUUCCGCUGUGACGGCGUGGAUGACUGUCACGAUGGCAGCGAUGAACAUCAGUGUGCUGCCUUUAAUAAUUCUUGUUCGCCCUUGGCUUUCACCUGCGCACGUGGUGGACAGUGCAUUCCUAGCCAGUGGCGCUGUGACCAACACAACGACUGUUUAGAUGGCAGUGAUGAGCAGAACUGCCCCACAAGGCCAACGUCUACCUGUCCAUCCACCUCCUUCACCUGUGACAAUCACCUGUGCAUCCCCAGAGACUGGGUCUGUGACACGGACAAUGACUGCUCUGAUGGAUCCGACGAAAGGAACUGUGGAGCUUCAACGACAUGCCAACCUACACAGUUCCGCUGCCCGGACCACCGAUGCAUCAGCCCGACGUACGUCUGUGAUGGGGAUAAGGACUGUGUUGACGGCUCUGAUGAGGCGGGCUGUGUGUUAAACUGCACGAGCUCGCAAUUCAGAUGCGCUGACGGGAGCGCGUGCAUUGGCAGCCGAUUUCAUUGUGAUGGUGUUGUUGAUUGCAAGGACAACUCUGACGAGGCAGGCUGUCCAACCAGGCCUCCCGGUAUGUGCCACCCAGAUGAGUUUCAGUGCCAAGGCGAUGGCACCUGCAUCCCCAACACCUGGGAGUGUGAUAAACAUCCCGAUUGUGUCGACGGCUCUGACGAGCACAAUGGCUGUGUCCCGAAGACCUGCCCCCCAACUCACUUCCUCUGUGACAACGGAAACUGCAUCUUCCGACCAUGGAUCUGUGACGGGGACAAUGACUGCAGGGAUAUGAGCGAUGAGAAAAACUGCCCUCCCGAGUCUUUUCGCUGUCCCUUUUGGCAGUGGCAGUGCCCAGGCCACAAUACCUGUGUCAAUCUGAAUGUCCUCUGUAAUGGCGUCUCGGACUGCCCGAAUGGGACCGAUGAGUCCCCACUUUGCAAUCAAGACAGUUGCAUACACUCCAAUGGUGGCUGUACUCAUCAGUGCAUGCAAGGGCCCUUUGGAGCCACAUGCAUAUGUCCCUCAGGAUACCAACUUGCCAACGAUUCUAAGACCUGUGAAGACGUGAAUGAAUGUGAUACUCUAGGCUUUUGCAGCCAGCAAUGUGUCAACAUGCGAGGUUCCUUCCGGUGCUCAUGUGAUGCAGAAUACACACUGGAAAGUGAUGGGCGGACUUGCAAAGUCACAGCCCCUGAAAGCCUGUUGUUAGUUGUAGCAAGCCGUGACAAAAUCAUUGUGGACAACAUCACAGCCCACACACACAACAUCUACUCACUGGUCCAGAAUGUCUCCUUCGUGGUCGCUAUUGAUUUUGAUUCAGUCACCGGCCGUGUCUUCUGGUCUGACUUACAGCAGGGCAAAACCUGGAGUGCCUUUCAAAAUGGAACAGACCAGAGAGUAGUCCACGACAGCGGCACCUCUGUGACAGAAACAGUUGCAGUUGAUUGGAUAGGUCGCAAUCUUUACUGGACAGACUACGCUCUGGAAACUAUUGAAGUCUCGAAAAUUGAUGGAAGCCAUAGGACUGUACUGAUUAACACAAAUGUCUCAAACCCCAGGGGACUAGCAUUAGAUCCCAGAAUGGGUAACCAUCUAAUGUUCUGGUCUGACUGGGGCCGUCACCCCCGGAUUGAGCGAGCCAGCAUGGACGGCACCAUGCGCACGGUCAUCGUCCAGGAAAAGAUCUUCUGGCCCUGUGGCUUAACCAUUGACUACCCCAACCGACUCGUCUACUUCAUGGACGCCUAUCUUGAUUACAUUGAAUAUUGCGAUUAUGAUGGGCGCAACCGGAAGCAGGUCAUUUCAGGUGAUUUGGUUCUCCACCAUCCUCACGCUCUGACUCUGUUCGAGGACUCUGUGUACUGGACUGACCGUGGUACUCGGCGGGUGAUGAAAGCCAACAAGUGGCAUGGGGGCAACCAGUCUGUUGAAAUGUACAACGUUCAGCAGCCUCUUGGGAUCGUUGCCAUUCAUCCUGCAAGGCAACCGUCUUCCCACAACCCAUGUGCCCUUGCUCCCUGCAGUCACCUUUGCCUGCUUUCUGCACAGGACCCUAGAUACUAUUCUUGUGCUUGUCCUUCAGGAUGGAACCUCUCUGACGAUUCUGUCAACUGCGUGAGAGGUGAUCAACCUUUCUUGAUGUCUGUAAGGAAUGAUAUAAUAUUCGGAAUCUCCCUUGACCCCGCGGUGAAGGGCAACGAUGCUAUGGUCCCCAUAGCAGGGAUACAUAAUGGUUUCAAUGUUGAAUUUGAUGACUCCGAGCAGUUCAUCUACUGGGCUGAGAACCCGGGUGAAAUUCACAGAGUGAAGACUGAUGGCAGCCGGAGGGAAGUGUUUGCUCCUCUGUCUCUGGCCGGGUUCUCCUAUAGCCUGGCCUUAGACUGGGUAUCAAGAAACCUUUAUUACACCACUUCUGCAAGUCUGUCCAUUGGGGUGGUGACACUCCGGGGAGACACGAGGUAUGGAAAAACACUGAUUACCAACGAUGGCACCUCUCUUGGCGUUGGCCUCCCAGUUGGCAUAGCAGUUGACCCAGCACGUGGGAAACUGUAUUGGUCAGACCAGGGGACGAACAGUGGGGUUCCUGCCAAGAUCGCAAGUGCUAACAUGGAUGGAACAGCUUUAAAAAUUCUCUUCACUGGGGACCUGAGUCACCUGGAGGUUGUCACCCUGGACAUCCAGGAGCAGAAGCUCUAUUGGGCGGUCUCCAGCAGAGGCGUGAUUGAAAGAGGAAACGUGGACGGUACGGAGCGGAUGAUCCUGGUGCACCACCUGGCCCACCCAUGGGGUCUUGCAGUCCACGGCCCCUUCCUUUACUACUCUGACGAGCAGUAUGAGGUUAUUGAAAGAGUCGACAAGUCCUCUGGGAGCAACAAAGUAGUCCUGAGAGAUAACGUUCCGAACUUGAGAGGUCUUCAGGUUUAUCACCGACGCAGUGCUGCUGACUCUUCCAAUGGCUGUAGCAACAACCCAAAUGCUUGCCAGCAAAUCUGCCUGCCCACACCAGGUGGAAUGUUCUCCUGCGCCUGCGCCAGUGGGUUUAAGCUUGGUCCUGAUCAUCGCUCCUGUUCCCCAUACAACUCUUUCAUUGUUGUUUCCAAGUUGUCUGCAAUUAGAGGCUUUAGCCUGGAGCUAUCGGAUCACGCAGAGGCCAUGGUGCCAGUGGCUGGCCAAGGGCGAAACGUUCUCCACGUGGAUGUGGAUGUCGCCUCUGGCUUUAUUUACUGGUGUGAUUAUAGCAGCUCUGUGAGAUCCUCUAAUGGAAUCCGUAGAAUCAAACCUGAUGGGUCUAAUUUUACCAACAUCGUUACCUACGGCAUAGGCUCAAAUGGAAUCCGGGGUAUUGCCGUGGACUGGGUAGCAGGAAAUCUUUACUUCACCAACGCCUUUGUAUAUGAAACCCUGAUAGAAGUGCUGCGGAUCAAUACCACCUACCGCCGUGUUCUCCUCAAGGUCUCAGUGGAUAUGCCGAGGCAUAUUGUUGUUGACCCCAAGAGUAGAUAUCUCUUCUGGGCUGACUAUGGGCAGAAACCGAAGAUUGAGCGUGCUUUUCUUGACUGUACCAAUCGAACUGUCCUUGUUUCUGAAGGCAUCGUCACACCUCGGGGCUUGGCAAUGGACCACAGCACUGGCUAUAUUUAUUGGGUUGACGAUUCCUUAGAUAUAGUUGCCAGGAUCCAUCUUGAUGGAGGAGAAUCUCAGGUGAUUCGUUAUGGCAGUCGUUACCCAACGCCAUAUGGAAUCACCGUUUUUGGAGACUAUAUCAUAUGGGUUGAUAGAAAUUUGAAAAAAGUCUUCCAAGCUAGCAAGGAACCAGGGAAUACAGAUCCACCUGUGGUGAUAAGAGACAACAUCAACCUGCUACGGGACGUGACCGUCUUUGAUGAGCAUGCCCAGCCCCUCUCAGCAGCAGAUCUUGACAACAACCCUUGCUUGCAAAGUAAUGGUGGCUGUGCCCACUUCUGCUUUGCCCUACCUGAGUUGUCCACCCCCAAGUGUGGGUGUGCCUUUGGUGCUCUAGGAGACGAUGGCAAGAGCUGUGCCACCUCAAGAGAAGAUUUUCUCAUCUAUACCCUGAACAAUUCCUUGAGGAGCUUACACUUUGACCCUGAAGACCAUAGCCCACCUUUCCAAGAGAUAAAUGUGAGAAGAACCGCCAUUGCUCUGGACUAUGACCACAGAAAUAAUAGAAUCUUCUUCACACAAAAGCUAAGCUCUGUCCGUGGCCAGAUUUCCUAUGUCAGCCUGUAUUCAGGGACCAGCUCUCCAGUGGUCCUACUUUCAGAUAUAGGUAUUUGUGAUGGGAUUGCCUUUGACUGGAUAAACAGAAGAAUUUAUUACAGUGACUAUACAAACCAGACGAUCAAUUCUGUGGCUGAAGAUGGAUCUAAGCGUGCAGUGAUAGCCCGUGUUUCCAAACCGAGAGCGAUCGUAUUAGAUCCUUGCCGAGGGUACAUGUAUUGGACUGACUGGGGUACUAAUGCCAAGAUCGAGAGAGCCACACUGGGAGGAAACUUCCGCGUCCCCAUUGUGAACACCAGCCUGGUUUGGCCCAACGGACUCACUUUGGACCUUGAGACUGACCUUCUUUACUGGGCAGAUGCUAGCCUGCAGAAGAUAGAGCGCAGUACUCUGAGGGGCACCAACCGCGAAGUCAUUGUCAGCACCACUUUUCUCGCGUUUGGCUUGACUGUCUACGGCCAGCACGUUUACUGGACAGACAUCUCCACCAAGAAGAUCUACCGUGCCAACAAAUACGAUGGGUCAGCUCUGAUUGCGAUGACCACUCCUUUGCCCGUGCAGCCCAGGGGGAUCUCCAGAGUUCUCAGAACACAGCAGCAGCAGUGCAGCAACCCUUGUGACCAGUUUAAUGGAGGGUGCAGCCAUAUCUGUGCACCAGGACCAAAUGGAGCCGAGUGUCAGUGCCCACACGAAGGCAGCUGGUAUCUGGCCAACGAUGAUAAGCACUGCAUUGCGGACACAGGCACCCGGUGUAGCCAGUCCCAGUUCACCUGCCUCAAUGGGCGCUGCAUCCCACCGGAUUGGAAAUGUGAUAAUGACAAUGACUGCGGCGACGGCAGUGACGAGCUGGAGACCGUCUGUGCCUUUCACACGUGCCGAUCAACAGCCUUCACUUGCGGCAACGGGCGCUGCGUCCCGUACAGCUAUCGCUGUGAUUACUACGACGACUGUGGUGACAACAGCGACGAGGUGGGGUGCCUGUUCAGGAGCUGCAACAGCACCACGGAGUUCACCUGCGGCAAUGGGCGCUGCAUCCCUCUCAGCCGCGUCUGCAACGGCGUUGACAACUGCUUUGACAAUGGCACCACAGACGAGAAAAACUGCCCUCCCCGUACUUGCCCGCCUACCCACAUAAAGUGCGCAACUACAAAUAUUUGUGUUUCCCGGGCUUUCCUGUGUGACGGGGACAAUGACUGCAGAGAUAUGAGCGAUGAAAACCCCAUGUACUGCGCCGCACAAACAUGCAGCAGCAGCGAGUUCCGGUGCGUAUCCAGUCAUCGCUGUAUUCCAAACUUUUGGCACUGUGAUGGCGAAGCCGACUGUCCCGACAGCUCUGAUGAACCGGACACUUGUGUUCAGACUGUGAACACCUGCUCGGCUAACCAGUUCCAGUGUGACAAUGGCAGGUGUAUCUCGAGUAGCUGGAUCUGUGACGAUGACAACGACUGUGGGGACAUGAGCGAUGAGGACCAACGGCAUCAGUGCGCGCUCAGGAACUGCUCCGCUUUCCAGUUUGCCUGCAGAAAUGACCGGCCUCCAAGAAGGAGGUGCAUCCCGCAGUCCUGGGUCUGUGAUGGCGAUGCAGAUUGUGGCGACGCCCUCGAUGAGCUGCAGAACUGCACCAGGAGAAGCUGCUCUGCAGGAGAGUUCACCUGUGCAAAUGGGCGGUGUAUCAUGCAAUCGUUCAGGUGCGAUCGGCGCAAUGACUGUGGCGACUACAGCGACGAGAGGGGCUGCACAUACCCACCCUGCCGCGACAAUCAGUUCACCUGUCAGAACGGGCGAUGCAUCUCCAGGUACUUUGUCUGCGACGAGGACAAUGACUGUGGAGACGGGUCAGAUGAACAGGAGCACCUCUGCCACACCCCGGAACCCACGUGCCCCCCUCACCAGUUCCGCUGUGACAACGGGAACUGCAUCGACAUGGGGAAAGUCUGUAACCAUUUGGACGAUUGCUCGGACAACAGUGAUGAGAAAGGAUGCGGCAUUAAUGAGUGCCAGGAUUCGUCAAUCAGUCGCUGUGACCACAACUGUACAGACACCAUAACCAGUUUCUUCUGUUCCUGUCUCCCUGGGUAUAAGCUCAUGCCCGACAAACGCACUUGUGUGGAUAUCGAUGAAUGCAAGGAGUCGCCCCAACUCUGUAGCCAGAAGUGUGAGAAUGUAGUUGGUUCCUACAUCUGCAAGUGCGCCCCGGGCUACAUCCGCGAGCCAGAUGGGAGGACCUGUCGGCAGAAUAGCAACAUCGAGCCCUACCUCAUCUUUAGCAACCGGUACUAUCUGAGAAACCUAACCACAGACGGUGCGUUUUACUCCCUGAUUUUGCAAGGCCUGGGCAACGUGGUGGCCCUGGAUUUUGAUAGAGUAGAGAAGAGGCUGUACUGGAUUGAUGCCGAGAAGAAAAUCAUUGAGCGGAUGUUUUUGAAUAAGACGAACCGGGAGACGAUCAUAAGCCACAGAUUACUACGUGCUGAAAGUCUGGCUGUAGAUUGGGUCAGCAGAAAACUCUAUUGGUUGGAUGCCGCCCUGGAUUGCCUGUUUGUCUCCGACCUUGAAGGCCGACACCGCAGAAUGCUAGCCCAGCAUUGUGUGGAUGCCAACAAUACCUUCUGCUUUGAAAAUCCCAGGGGAAUUGUCCUUCAUCCUCAAAAUGGGCAUGUCUACUGGGCCGACUGGGGUUCCCGAGCAUACAUCGCGAGAACUGGCAUGGAUGGGAACAAUAAAUCCGUGAUUAUCUCUACCAAGAUUACAUGGCCCAAUGCCAUCACGAUUGACUACACCAAUGAUCUCUUGUACUGGGCAGAUGCUCACCUGGGCUACAUCGAGUUCUCUGAUUUGGAUGGCCACCACCGACAGACAGUGUAUGAUGGAACUCUGCCUCACCCCUUCGCUCUCACCGUUUUUGAAGACACGAUUUUCUGGACGGAUUGGAAUACAAGGACAAUCGAAAAGGGGAACAAGUACGAUGGGUCAAAUAGGGUGGUGCUGGCGAACACCACGCACAGACCCUUUGACAUCCACGUGUACCAUCCGUACAGGCAGCCGAUCGUGAGCAACCCCUGUGGUACCAACAAUGGUGGCUGUUCUCAUCUGUGCCUCAUCAAAGCCGGAGGGAGAGGCUUCACCUGCGAGUGUCCAGACGACUUCCAGACUGUUCAGCUGCGAGGCCGAACGCUCUGCAUGCCCAUGUGCUCCAGCACGCAGUUCCUCUGCGGAAACAAUGAGAAGUGUAUCCCCAUAUGGUGGAAAUGUGAUGGGCAGAAAGAUUGCGCGGAUGGUUCUGAUGAACCAGACACGUGCCCGCACCGCUUCUGUCGUCUGGGACAGUUCCAAUGCCAGGAUGGCAACUGUACAAGCCCCCAGGCCUUGUGCAAUGCUCAACAGGAUUGUGCCGAUGGCUCUGAUGAAGACCGUGCUCUCUGUGAGCAUCACCGGUGUGAAGCCAACGAAUGGCAGUGUGCCAACAAGCGCUGCAUCCCAGAGGCCUGGCAGUGUGACUCGGUGAACGAUUGCCAGGACAACUCGGAUGAAGAGAGUUCGCACUGUGGCAGCAGGACCUGCAAGCCCGGCCAGUUCAGGUGCAACAACGGCCGCUGCAUCCCUCAGAGCUGGAAGUGUGAUGUGGACAACGACUGUGGAGACUAUUCCGACGAGCCUAUCCACGAAUGCAUGACAGCUGCCUAUAACUGUGACAACCACACGGAAUUCAGCUGCAAGACUAACUACCGCUGCAUCCCAAAGUGGGCCGUGUGCAAUGGCGCCGAUGACUGCAGGGACAACAGUGACGAGCAAGGCUGUGAGUCUGUGCCAUGCGGUCCUGGGGAUUUCCGAUGUAGAAACCACCAGUGCAUCCCUCUCCGCUGGCAGUGUGAUGCCUAUGACGACUGUGGUGAUAACUCCGAUGAGGAGAGCUGUGUUCCUCGGGAGUGCACAGAGAGUGAGUUUCGAUGUGCAGAUCAGCAAUGCAUCCCCUCUCGAUGGGUCUGUGACCAAGAAAAUGACUGUGGAGACAACUCGGAUGAACGGGAUUGUGAGAUGAAGACGUGCCACCCCGAACAUUUUCAGUGUGCGAGUGGACACUGUGUGCCCAACGCAUUGACGUGUGAUGGGAGAGCAGAUUGUCUGGACGCUUCCGAUGAAUCCAGUUGUCCUACUCGCUUUCCCAACGGCACCUACUGCCCAGCUGCCAUGUUUGAGUGUAAAAACCACGUGUGUAUCCAGUCGUUUUGGGUCUGUGACGGAGAAAACGACUGUGUUGACGGCUCUGAUGAGGAACUUCACCUGUGCUUCAAUGUUCCAUGUGAGUCGCCGCAUCGUUUCCGGUGUGACAACAGUCGCUGUAUUUAUGGUCACCAGCUUUGCAAUGGUGUGGAUGACUGCGGAGACGGGACCGAUGAGAAAGAAGAACACUGCAGAAAACCAACCCAGAGACCUUGCACACAAACUGAAUAUAAGUGCAGCAAUGGAAACUGCAUUUCGCAGCACUAUGUGUGUGACAACGUCGAUGACUGUGGUGACCUUUCUGACGAAAAUGGUUGCAAUCUAGGAACAAACAGAACAUGUGCUGAAAACAUCUGUGAACAGAACUGUACCCAGUUAAGCAACGGAGGAUUUAUCUGCUCCUGUAGACCUGGGUUCAAAUCUAGUACUCUGGACAGAAAUUCCUGCCAAGACAUCAAUGAAUGUGAGGAAUUUGGCAUCUGCCCCCAGAGCUGCCGAAAUAGCAAAGGAAGUUAUGAAUGUUUCUGUGUGGAUGGCUUCCAGUCUAUGAGUAGCCAUUAUGGAGAGCGGUGUGCCGCUGACGGUAACCCUCCUCUGCUGCUCCUGCCCGAGAACGUUCGAAUCCGGAAGUACAAUGUCUCAUCUGAGAAGUUCUCCGAGUAUUUGGAAGAGGGGGAACAUAUCCAAACCGUUGACUAUGACUGGGACCCCGAGGGCACGGGUGUCAGUGUUCUCUAUUACACUGUGCUGGGCCAGGGCUCUGAAUUUGGCGCCAUCAAACGAGCCUACAUUCCUGACUUUGAAUCUGGUAGCAAUAAUCCCAUUCGUGAAGUUGACCUGGGCCUGAAAUACUUAAUGCAGCCAGAUGGAUUAGCCGUGGACUGGGUUGGAAGGCAUAUCUACUGGACAGAUGCCAAGAGCCAGCGGAUUGAGGUGGCCAUGCUUGAUGGAAGGUACCGGAAGUGGCUGAUUACUACUGAUCUGGAUCAGCCAGCUGCCAUCGUUGUGAAUCCUAGGCUAGGGCUCAUGUUCUGGACCGACCAGGGAAAGCAGCCUAAAAUCGAGUCUGCCUGGAUGAAUGGGGAACAUCGCACUGUUCUGGUUUCUCAGGACCUUGGCUGGCCAAAUGGCCUGUCCAUAGAUUAUCUGAACGAUGACCGGAUCUAUUGGAGCGACUCCAAAGAAGACGUGAUUGAAACAAUAAAAUAUGAUGGGACCGACAGGAGAGUCAUCAUAAACGAAGCAAUGAGGCCAUUCAGCCUGGACAUCUUUGAAGACCAGCUGUACUGGGUAGCUAAGGAGAAGGGAGAAGUGUGGAGACAGAAUAAAUUUGGGAAAGGAAACAAAGCGAAGGUGCUGGUGGUGAACCCAUGGCUCACGCAAGUUCGAGUCUUCCAUCAACUGAGAUACAAUCAGUCAGUGUCCAACCCUUGCAAGCAGGUCUGUAGCCACCUCUGCCUGCUGAGACCAGGAGGCUACACCUGCGCCUGCCCCCAAGGCUCCGGCUUCUUAAGUGGCAGCGCUGUGGCUUGUGAUGCAGCCAGCGAACUUCCCAUCACCAUGCCUCCCCCAUGCAGGUGCAUGCACGGAGGAAGUUGCUAUUUUGAUGAGAAUGACCUCCCCAAAUGCAAGUGUUCUAGCGGCUACAAUGGGGAACACUGUGAAGUUGGGCUCUCAAGUGGCAUCCCUCCUGGGACAACAAUGGCUUUGCUGUUGACAUUCCUGAUGAUCAUCAUCAUUGGAGCUCUGGUACUCGUUGGAUUUUUACACUAUAGAAAAACUGGUUCCCUUUUACCUACUUUGCCCAAGCUGCCAAGCUUAAGCAGCCUCGCCAAACCCUCUGAAAAUGGAAAUGGGGUGACCUUCAGAUCAGGGACUGAUGUUAACAUGGAUAUCGGCGUGUCCCCUUUUGGCCCGGAGACAAUUAUUGAUAGAUCCAUGGCAAUGAAUGAGCACUUCAUCAUGGAGGUGGGGAAGCAGCCUGUGGUAUUUGAAAACCCGACAUAUGCAGCCAAGGAUAACACGUCCAAAGUGGUCUCAGCAGCUCAGGGGCCAUCAAUAGGCUCACAGGUGACUGUAUCAGAAAAUGUGGAAAACCAGAAUUAUGGAAGUCCCAUAGAUCCUUCGGAGAUCGUUCCAGAGCCGAAGCCAGCCUCCCCGGGUGCCGAUGAAAGUCAGGGUGCAAAAUGGAACAUCUUCAAACGAAAACCCAAACAGACCACGAAUUUUGAAAAUCCGAUCUACGCAGAGAAGGACAGUGAGCAGCAGGAAGGUGUGACUGUGGCCCCCCCUCCAUCACCUUCUCUCCCCGCUAAAGCUUCAAAAAGGCAAUCAACCCCAGGCUACAGUGCAACAGAAGACACCUUCAAGGAUACUGCAAACCUUGUUAAAGAGGAUUCGGAUGUAUAGCCAUGCCUGCUCUCUAGGGAAUCUGUAGACACUCACUUUUGCACAUAUAUUUUUUACAGACAAAUGAAGAGUUAA
Messenger RNA from Microtus oregoni (creeping vole), 14052 nucleotides. RefSeq names its product LDL receptor related protein 2 (gene Lrp2). Bases 1 to 13977 code for a protein of 4658 amino acids. NCBI's taxonomy places the organism in Eukaryota, Metazoa, Chordata, Mammalia, Rodentia, Cricetidae. Gene Ontology annotation, molecular function: protein binding; calcium ion binding. The transcript is spliced from 79 exons. The record is from RefSeq and is a predicted model, not a curated record.